This is a messenger RNA of Linepithema humile (Argentine ant), 1208 nucleotides long. The record is from RefSeq and is a predicted model, not a curated record. Lineage: Eukaryota; Metazoa; Arthropoda; Insecta; Hymenoptera; Formicidae.
AUGUGGCCGAAUAGCCUUGGGGGUACUUCCGGCUGCAGCGGGGGCGCCGGUGCCACCGAUCUCGGGGGCCUCGCCGCCUCCACCACCUCGGCCUCCGAGCUCUUCGGACCCGCGGCGUUCGGCGCGUCCGCCGCGGGGCCUUACGGACUCAAGACGAAUCCCUACGUGAGCGCGCUUGGUAUGCCGCCGAUCGAGGCGUUACAUUCAACCAUCGGCUAUCCCGGUUGUACACCUGCCGGUGAGUCCUACUACUGCAAUCCAAGAAAACAACGGCGGGAAAGGACAACAUUUACACGAGCGCAGUUAGAUGUGUUGGAAGGGCUUUUUUCAAAGACAAAAUAUCCUGAUAUCUUUAUGCGCGAAGAAGUGGCGAUGAAAAUCAAUUUACCAGAAUCAAGAGUGCAGGUGUGGUUCAAAAAUCGGAGAGCCAAAUGUCGCCAGCAGCAGAAGCAGCAGCAACAGCAGCAAGAUAAGGCGCCGAGAUCGAAGAAACCCUCGGGGAGUCCGGCUAGUAAUCCACCCCCGGGAAAAAGUCCUUCAAUUGCUACCACGCCCACGCCCGCUGCCGCGGUACCUGCUACUACACCCUUGAGUGGAGGCACCGGCGGCUCAGCGGCAAGUUCCCCGGCGCUUUUAAGGGAUUCGCCGCAGUAUAAGCCUGCGGGAAAUGCUACUAGUUUGCUGUUAGCAGCUAGCACGACUCCGCCGAGCUUAGGGGGCACGGUGUACAGCAGUGGCAGUGGUAGCAGUAGUAUCUGGAGUCCAGCAGUGACGGAGAGUGGUGGAGGAUUUCCAGGUGAUCAUCAAAGAUUAGCAUGGACGACGACCGCUUCCCAACAGCAAUGCUAUCAAAACUAUUCGUCCUACUAUACCAACAUGGAAUACCUCUCGCCCGCUUCGCAUCAAUUAAAUGUUGUGGAUAGCGGAGGUAGCGGCCUUGAUAAUUCAUGGAGCAAAACGAGAGAUGAAGGCACUUCCUCUUGGUUUUACAACAGUGCCGGAUGGGGUGAUCGAAAGUGAAUUUACGAAGAUCGAAAAAUGAAGCCUGAGAACAUAUCAUCGACAAUAGCGAAUUAUAUGGCUCGAAUCGAAAUUUAUCGUAGUCAGUGCCAAAGUGAAAAAGCUCCUACUUCCAAUAAAUAAUGAUUUAGAUUAAACAUAUCUUUAAUUUAACAAGCAAUCAAAUUGUGAUCUUUUAAAAAAAUAUU